AUGAAUUCAAUUCCAAAAUUUGUUCUUAAUAAUGGAAUUACGAUUCCUGCUCUAGGCUUGGGUACAUAUCGUAUAGUAGAUCCCGAAACAGUGGAAUUCGUCGUAAAAAAUGCUGUGUCAUCAGGUUACAGGCUAAUUGACUCAGCAAUUGGGUACAAGAAUGAAGAAACUAUAGGAAAAGUUGUUAAUGAAUUAAUCAAAAAUACUUCAUUGAAUUUAAAACGAAAAGAUUUCUUUAUUACAAGCAAACUUCCUCCAAAAGAUCAAGGAUAUGAUAAUUGUUAUCAAGCAUUAAUAUCAUCUUUACAACGAUUUAACAUGGAUUACCUAGAUUUGUUUUUAAUUCAUUGGCCUGGAACUCAAAAACUAAAACCUUCGGAUCCACAAAACGCCAUAAAUCGUAAAGCUAGUUACAAAGCUCUUGAAGAUCUUUAUAAUUCUGGAAAAAUUCGAGCCAUUGGAGUGAGCAAUUACACUCAUCGUCAUUUAACUGAUUUAUUAUCCCAUUGUACCAUUAUUCCAGCAGUUUUACAAGUUGAAUUACAUCCAUUAUAUUAUCAAAAAGAAUUAAUUGAUUUAUGUCGAAAACAUAAUAUUUUAGUUCAGGCGUAUUCAAGUUUAGGAGAAGGUAAAUUAGUUAAUGGAGAAGUUGAAAUACCAGUGAUCAAGGACAUUGCAACGAAAAAUAGGGUUAGUGUAGCACAGCUUCUGUUGAGAUGGGGACAUCAACAUGGGUUUAUUGUUAUACCUAAAUCUACUAAUGCGAAAAGAAUUAAAGAAAAUAUAAAUAUUUUUAACUUUGAAUUAUCAAAUGAGGAUAUGGAAGCUUUGGAUUCACUUGGAAAAUCACAAACAAAAUUCUGUUGGGAUCCUACUGAUAUAUAUUAA
Molecule: messenger RNA, 888 nt
Organism: Racocetra persica
Lineage: Eukaryota; Fungi; Glomeromycota; Glomeromycetes; Diversisporales; Gigasporaceae
Source: the annotation of a GenBank genome assembly